AUGUCUGGAAAAAUGCACUCGCCAACACCGCAGGACUCAAAACGCAACGGUUCAAAACAGCACGUAAUGGUGUUUCCAUAUCCAGCAAAAGGCCACUUGCUUCCUCUCCUUGACUUAACCCAUCAACUCUGUCUGCAUGGCGAAAUCAGUGUUUCGAUCAUCGUAACACCUAAAAACCUUCCUUACCUCUCUCCUCUUCUCAUCGCUCAUCCAUCCUCCAUCUCAGCCGUCACAUUUCCUUUCCCUCACAAUGCUUCACUCCCUCCUGGCGUUGAAAACGUCAAAGACACCGGUGCUUCUGGGAACCCUCUGAUUAUGGCUUCUCUUCGUCAGCUUCGAGAGCCUUAUCAAAGUAAACCAACAUUGAACCGGUAUCAACCCAACUAUCCUAAGAAGCCUAUCAUCAAGUGGUCGAGUUCUCAUACGAAUCCCCCGGUGGCUAUCAUCUCUGACUUCUUUCUUGGAUGGACCAACGACCUUGGUAUCCCUCGCUUCGCUUUCUUUAGCUCCGGAGCUUUCUUAGCUUCGGUUCUCCAUUUUUUCUCUGACAAGAUUCAUCUCUUGGAGUCAAAUGAGCCGGUCUGUUUCUCGGAUCUUCCUCGUUCUCCUGUUUUCAAGACAGAACAUCUCCCGGCUUUAGUCCCACAGUCUUCGUUAUCACAAGAUCUCGAGAUUUUUAGAGACACCACGAUGAAUUUGUCGAGCUACGGUUGUGUUUUCAAUUCUUGUGAGUGUUUGGAAGAGGAGUACAUGGAGUAUGUGAAGCUGAAAACGGGUCAUAACCGGGUUUUCGGUGUUGGCCCGCUUUCUUCAAUCGGGUUAGGUAAGGGAAACUCUUUGUCCAGUGUAGACGUGGAGGCCUUGAUGAGUUGGCUCGAUGGAUGUCCAGACGGAUCUGUGCUCUACAUCUGCGUUGGAAGUCAAAAAGUGUUGACUAAAGACCAAUGUGAUGCCCUGGCUCUUGGUCUUGAAAAGAGCAUGACCAGGUUUGUUUGGGUGGCUAAGGCAGACCCGAUACCCGAUGGGUUUGAGGAUCGGGUCGCCGGUAGAGGAAUGGUUGUGAGAGGGUGGGCUCCUCAAGUGGCUUUGUUGAAUCACGUGGCUGUUGGUGGGUUUUUGAGCCAUUGUGGAUGGAACUCGGUGAUGGAAGCGGUGGCUAGCGGAACCAUGAUCUUGGCUUGGCCCCUGGAGGCAGAUCAGUUUGUGGAUGCAAGGUUGCUGGUGGAUCAUAUGAGUAUGGCUGUUAGGGUUUGUGAAGGGGGUGAGACUGUCCCAAACCCGCAUGAGCUAGGUAGGGUUCUAGCUGAAACAAUGGGUGAGGGGGGACGCGAUGUGCGUGGUCUGGCUAAAGAGAUGGGACAGAAGAUACAAGCUGCAACUGAAGCAGGAGGAAGCUCUAAUGCAGAUCUAGAAAGACUUGUAAACGAACUGGGGUCUCUAUAA
Eruca vesicaria subsp. sativa (arugula) is the source of this 1443-nucleotide messenger RNA. NCBI's taxonomy places the organism in Eukaryota, Viridiplantae, Streptophyta, Magnoliopsida, Brassicales, Brassicaceae. The record is from the annotation of a GenBank genome assembly.